AUGUCUGCCUCGGAGAAGGCGCAGCAGUUGCGUUCCCUUAUUGGCCUACUCACUGAUGCUUCAGAGAUAGUCAUCAAAGAGUGGGAAGCCGAAGAACAGAGAGAUGGCAAUACAGGGGGGAAUGCACUCCCGUCGCAAGAGCUGUAUGAUGCUCGUCGCGUCAUACGUGGUGCUUGUGGUAUGUGUGCCGACAUGGUGGGGGAUCCCCUCAAUCGACUAGAAGAGCUGUCGCAUGGGGCAUUGUCUCUCAUGGAGGCCCUUUACAUACUGGUCGCCGCACGAAUUCCGGACAUCCUUGCUGAAAUGGCGCCUGGCGAAGGGAUGCCGAUAUACGAACUCAGUCGACGGACAGAGAUCGAUGACAUGAAGCUAGCACGCGUUCUCCGUUUGCUAUGCACUAGCCACGUACUUUCGGAAGUCAAGAGUGAUCACUUCGCGAACACUCGCACAAGCCUCGUACUGGUGCGGAAUGAGCCAGCGCAGUCUUUACUAUUGAUGAACGGCUUCGGCGUAUACAUGAAAUCAAUGGACAAGCUUCCCUCCGUGCUAAUGGAUCCCGUGAAGUCUCGAGCGACAGCGCCCAAUCAGUCUGCUUUCCAAGAAGCCGUGGGCACAGAUUUGACUUUCUGGGAGUGGUGUGAACAAGGCGUUGAACAGCCAGAUGGGACUGUACAGCCGCGCCCUCUUCACAAGACAUUUUCCAUGGCUAUGAUGGCUACUGGACAAAUUGUCUCUUCUUCCAUCAGUUCUGACUAUCCUUGGGCCGCUCUGGGUUCGGCGACAGUGGUGGACGUGGGUGGAGGUGUGGGUAGCAUGGCUAUGGAGCUAGCGGCGCAGUUCCCGCAGUUGCGGUUCGUCGUGGCAGACAGGGGGCCGGUAAUCGAGCAGGGGCAAGCGCUAUGGAUGUCCAAGAUGCCUAGCGCAAUUCAAGACGGGCGUGUUAGCCUGCAAGCUCAAGAUUUCUUCCAAGAGCAGCCUAUCAAAGGCGCCGAAGUCUAUUUUCUCCGCUACAUCUUACACGACUGGCCAGACGACGUCUGCGUCACUAUCCUCAAGCGGUUGCGCGAUGCUAUGAGCGCAAAUUCCCGCAUCCUGGUCGCUGACAUGGUCAUGCACACGACGGUGGGGUCCCCCCUUCUGAAGAGUGCUCCUACCCCUCUCCCUGCGAAUUACGGCUGUGCUAGCGUCUUCAAGAACAUGCAAGAUUUAGCUAUGCUCGCCUUAUUCAAUGGCACCGAACGUACCCCCGAGCAGCUCAGCGCGCUUGCUGCGCGAGCCGGUCUCAGGGUAGUGAAGAUCUGGGAAUGUCGUAGCAUCCUAUCCAUCACGGAGAUGAGGUUGCCCUAGGGUGUUUCUUUUCCACUUAAUCGCCGCAUACUGGGGUAUGGGUGGGUCAUUCAACGUAUUUGCAGAGCGCGUACUAGAGAAAGGAGCGCACCUGGGUACGGGGUGUGGGAUACGUGUUCGACAUGAUGGAGAUGAUGCGAUUCUUCUUUCACAGAAAUGUCAUCGUUACUGCC
Fomitopsis serialis is the source of this 1520-nucleotide messenger RNA. RefSeq names its product S-adenosyl-L-methionine-dependent methyltransferase. The transcript has 6 exons. The record is from RefSeq and is a predicted model, not a curated record. Lineage: Eukaryota; Fungi; Basidiomycota; Agaricomycetes; Polyporales; Fomitopsidaceae. Bases 1 to 1347 code for a protein of 448 amino acids. Gene Ontology annotation, molecular function: O-methyltransferase activity.